AUGACAGCAGAUAAAGUCCAAGUCGUGGUUUCACCCCGGCCUGCCUCCAAUGUUGCCGGAUACACCCCCUUCCCGAACGAAGUCACGGACAUAAUCACCCGCAUUCUCGAAGACGAUGAGCGCCAGCCGUCCAAGGAGCCAGAUUAUCCCGUAAACCGCGUUUUCUCGAGCGGUGGGAGUGUAUCAAGUUCCUCAGCCCUGACCACUCCAUUGGAGCCAUCAACAGCCGCCGUCUCUCAAUUUGCCUCAAACCCAUUCACCUGCGUCGCUUCACCCAAGAAGAAAUCCCGGAAGGUACGGACCACCGCCACGCGAGUCAUCACUCCCGUCGAGCUCCCCUCCUCCGACGAUGAGAACCUCCCGCUUCCUCUGAUGACUCCCCGCCGUGAAUCUACCGCAAAGCCGAGGAAUGGAAAUGCUGCAAUGGAGCCUGUUGAUUCAGACACCGCCGCGCACCCGGAAGAGCACACGAACAAGGCUCCUGCGGACGAUGUGUGGGACAAUGAUGUGCCUGGAGAAGAUGAUAUCUUUGGUGCCGUCGGUGACCUUGAGAAGAACGAUGUUUUGAUAUGGAUUGCCAGCCACGAGUUCAUGCAAAACCCCUCGCAGCCCGUGUCACGAUAUGCUCGAUUACGCUUUAUCGAGCAGCUAGAAACGCAAUCGAAGGCUGCAGGUCUGGACGACACCUCCAUUUCGAAACUGAUUGCAUACGUGCGUUGGAAUUACUUGGAUGUUUGUGGGCUUUCAGGCUUGGAAAUAAAGAGCUUCGUCGACCCCGCUGUAUUCGGCAAAGAGAUCGAUGAUACAGCUGAGAGCCAGAAAUUAUCCAUGUCUCCAAAAGCACUCAAAUCGCUAAAACGGCGUCGCUCAACUGAAACCGAUAUUGACUACAAGCGGCAGAAAAUAAGCUCUAGCGGUUCCUCGUCAUCAUUCCAUACUGCCAAUGAGACCAGUGAUAGCGUCAUGCGCGAUGCUUCCGAGUCACCUUCUCGUGGUACCAAUCCAAUGUCGGCCGCAGACAGAAUCGGAAGUACAUCUGGAUAUCUUUAUACAGUCCCUGCGCCAGAAACUCCUCAGCCGAAGAGUGCUAAUGGACGCGAGAUCCUUUUUCCGGCGCAGCCUUCAUCUCCUAUCUGCACACCUACCAAAGCUAGCGGUCAUGUGGACGAGAUGUCGUACCCAUAUGCGUCUCCCAGCACAAAGAAGGCGCACCGACGACAUUCAUCUUCCAUCAAUCCUCUCGAUAACGCCACCAGGAACCUCGUCCAUGAGAGAGUAACGUCUGCUUCCUCUCCAACCGGCCGGAACACGAGCAUAUGUCACUCCGCAUCACCCUCCUUGAGUGCCGACAAGAAUAGCUCGAGAGAUUACAAUGCAAUUGCCGUGAUAUGCACCCCUUCAAACGGCCACAAGGCGCCCUCCCGGGAGUCUUCUAACUCGGUCCGCUUUGUCGAUGAAUGCAAAGCAGAUUCGACGCGGGAGGAGCCUGAAUCGCCCCUUUCUGCUCUCAGCCAAAGGAUGCGCUCACGACGUUCUUCGAUCGCUGCUCUAUCUACUCAUGAAACGAAUGGGGAAGAUUCAAACGACGUCCUCGAAACUGACGUAGGCUCUAGGCGCCAGCAGCCGGGCAGUCAUCCAUCCCCGUCGUCUGACCAUGCUGUGGUGAAUGAUCGCGGCAAAGACAUCACGGAUGAGAUGGAAAAGUCACCUGUUUCGUUACCAAUGCGCGUUUUCUCCGUCCCCGAAGACACAAAGGCGGCGAUCUUCCUCGGUACACUCCGCCAACGAAAUCGCCAAGAACAUAACCGCAGAGAUACCUGA
Penicillium chermesinum is the source of this 1821-nucleotide messenger RNA. RefSeq lists its product as uncharacterized. The record is from RefSeq and is a predicted model, not a curated record. Lineage: Eukaryota; Fungi; Ascomycota; Eurotiomycetes; Eurotiales; Aspergillaceae. The transcript has 2 exons. The coding region runs from base 1 to 1821 and encodes 606 amino acids.